AUGCCGACGGUGGAGGAGCUCUACCGCAACUACGGCAUCCUAGCCGAUGCCACGGAGCAAGUGGGCCAGCAUAAAGAUGCCUAUCAAGUGAUAUUGGAUGGUGUGAAAGGUGGUACCAAGGAAAAAAGAUUAGCAGCUCAGUUUAUUCCAAAAUUCUUUAAGCAUUUUCCAGAAUUGGCUGAUUCUGCUAUCAAUGCACAGUUAGACCUCUGUGAGGAUGAAGAUGUAUCAAUUCGACGGCAAGCAAUUAAAGAGCUUCCUCAAUUUGCCACUGGAGAAAAUCUUCCCCGAGUGGCAGAUAUUCUAACCCAACUUUUGCAAACAGAUGACUCUGCAGAAUUUAACUUAGUGAACAAUGCCCUGUUAAGUAUAUUUAAGAUGGACGCAAAAGGAACUUUAGGUGGCUUAUUCAGCCAAAUCCUUCAAGGAGAAGACAUUGUUAGAGAACGAGCCAUCAAAUUCCUUUCUACAAAACUUAAGACUUUACCAGAUGAAGUCUUAACAAAGGAAGUAGAGGAACUUAUUCUAACAGAAUCCAAAAAGGUCCUAGAAGAUGUGACUGGUGAAGAAUUUGUCUUGUUCAUGAAGAUACUGUCUGGGUUAAAGAGCUUACAGACAGUGAGUGGAAGGCAGCAACUUGUAGAGUUGGUGGCUGAACAGGCUGAUCUGGAACAAACCUUCAACCCGUCAGAUCCUGACUGUGUGGACAGGCUCUUACAGUGCACUCGGCAGGCGGUACCCCUCUUCUCUAAAAAUGUGCAUUCCACAAGGUUUGUGACUUACUUCUGUGAGCAGGUUCUACCUAACCUCAGUUCCUUAACUACUCCAGUGGAGGGUCUUGAUAUACAGUUGGAGGUAUUGAAACUGUUGGCGGAAAUGAGUUCAUUUUGUGGUGACAUGGAAAAGCUAGAAACAAAUUUAAGGAAACUGUUUGAUAAGUUAUUGGAGUACAUGCCUCUCCCUCCAGAAGAAGCAGAAAAUGGGGAGAAUGCUGGUAAUGAAGAACCUAAGCUGCAAUUCAGUUAUGUGGAAUGUUUGUUGUACAGCUUCCACCAGUUGGGCCGAAAACUUCCAGAUUUCUUAACAGCCAAACUGAAUGCAGAAAAGCUCAAAGAUUUUAAAAUUAGGCUGCAGUACUUUGCACGGGGCCUGCAGGUUUAUAUUAGACAACUUCGGUUGGCUCUCCAGGGCAAAACAGGCGAGGCCUUAAAAACAGAUGAGAACAAGAUUAAAGUUGUUGCAUUGAAAAUAACAAAUAACAUCAAUGUUUUAAUCAAGGAUCUCUUUCACAUUCCUCCCUCUUAUAAGAGCACAGUAACAUUAUCCUGGAAACCUGUACAGAAAGUUGAAAUUGGGCAGAAGAGAGCCAAUGAAGAUACAACUUCUGGUUCACCACCCAAGAAAUCUCCAGCAGGACCAAAAAGAGAUGCAAGGCAGAUUUAUAAUCCUCCUAGCGGGAAAUAUAGCAGCAAUCUGGGCAACUUUAAUUAUGAGCAGAGAGGAGCCUUCAGGGGAAGUAGAGGUGGCCGAGGUUGGGGAGCACGAGGAAAUCGAAGUCGAGGAAGACUCUACUGA
This is a messenger RNA of Pipistrellus nathusii (Nathusius's pipistrelle), 1575 nucleotides long. Lineage: Eukaryota; Metazoa; Chordata; Mammalia; Chiroptera; Vespertilionidae. The record is from the annotation of a GenBank genome assembly.